This is a messenger RNA of Polychytrium aggregatum, 2811 nucleotides long. RefSeq lists its product as uncharacterized. The record is from RefSeq and is a predicted model, not a curated record. NCBI's taxonomy places the organism in Eukaryota, Fungi, Chytridiomycota, Chytridiomycetes, Polychytriales. The transcript is spliced from 9 exons. The coding region runs from base 269 to 2695 and encodes 808 amino acids.
CCUCCAUCGCUCCCUGGCCCGAGCCGCUUGAUCGGUCUGUCGGAGCGAGCUCCCGCCCCGCCCCGUAUUAACACCUGCACCAGCACAGGUAUAUAUUCCCGCUGUCCCCUGCCCGAUUCCCUGCGGUGUCUUUCUCCUUUUCCGCCUCCGUCUCGCCAAGAUCGCCUCUCGUGCCUGCUCGGCCAGCAUCCGUGAUUGGGCCCCCUAUCUACUCUCUCCGACCGAGUCCACCGAGACUAUCAAACCCGUCAAGUCGCCAAUCCGAACCAUGUCUGUGUUUGAGACUGCCCGGUCGGCCGGCCACAGGCUAUCACGCGAUCCGCUGGACUUCAACCCAUUGCCAACCACGCCCGGCAGAUCCAACAAACUCAAGGUCAACAUCAGUCUUGACUCGGAGAUCUUUGUCGCCGGGAGCAUGAUCUAUGGAAGCCUCGAUGUUACCUCUUCCACCUCGCGCAGCCUGCGUCUUGGAACCAUCGCCGUGGAGCUCAUGGGAUACGAAGAACUCAACGACAAAGACUAUACCCAGAGCUCGUCCUUCCUGACUGCUCGCGAGGUCUUUCAAUCGCUGGACACGCCCCCUUCACCGGCCGUGCAUGGUCCGCUCCAGAACGGCAUGUGGACCGCAAAUAAGGGCAAGACGACCUUUGUGUUCGCCUUCAAGUUGCCUGCCGACUCCCCCGGCUCAUUCAAGUACAAGGAUCCCCUGCUCUACAAAUCCACCAACCUGGCGGCCCUGCGAUAUGUCGUCACUGGUGUUGUCGAAUUUUGCCAGAACGGGCGAAGUGACACCAUCCUGCAAACUGUUGAAGCCUUUGUUGCCAGUGCUGGACCUGCCAUCCCUUCACACCCUCUCGCUAUUGGAUCUCCGGCCCUGUUCGACCAGCGAGAAGAACAGGGCUUUAUACUUAAAGGAGUGAUAGCGAACCAGGUCGUUAAGGCUGGCGGCGAGAUCAACCUGCAAGUCGGUGUCCGAAACGACACCAAGAGGCAGAAGGCUCUCGGCUUCCGCGCCACCCUGGAGCGCAAAUUGACACUUCUGGUCGAUGAUUGCGAGGAGAAAAGCAACGGCCCAUCAAAGUCAUAUACAGAUGAGGCGGUUUCCUCCGAGAUUGUGCCCAAGGACUUCACCGUCGAUCCCUAUGAGGAGAGGACAAAAAUCAUCACCCUUCACGUGCCGCCCCAGGUGUUCACUGUCGAAAAUACCAACUUGGCGACCGUGACGUGCUAUAUCACCGUGGCUCUUCACAUUGGCUAUUUCAGAGACAUCAAACUCGUCAUACCCGUGAGCAUCUAUCACCCAUCGUCGAUCGAGCCGCCACCUCUCCAGAAUGUCACCGGGCGCAAGCACACCGGUUUAUAUGAGCCGCAAGAUCCCAGCGAGGUCUGGGACGAAGAUGAUUCGCCAAAGGAUGUUGUGACCCUCGCCAAGUCCAGGGCUCGUUCUCCAUCGCCCGUCAGAAGCACGGCAACGUCACCGCGCACGAGCCAGCUGCCGUGGCUAAACUCCUCUCGGGCCGAUGGCCAUUAUGCGGUUGGGGACGCCAGACUGAAGGUCUCGAUCAAGCCUCCAAACCGAGAACCCACUGCCCCGACGACCUACAUCUCUGCCGACAAGAGAUUCUCCACAGCCCAGGACACAAGAGCCGAUAGCGACCACACCCGCUUGUCCGGCGGUGUGUUGGGCGAUCUGGGCUCGCUCGAUCGCACCGGUGCCUCGCACUUCCUGAAUGCCACCCUUGACUCGCACGACGACUCGGUCCACUUUAGUAGGGGUCAUCAUGGGUUUUCAUACAUACUCGGGAAGGCCAAGGACCUGCUCGACCUUGUCCAUCCUGCAGCCCCGGUGGUUGCCCAUCACUCACUACCAAACCAAGUCCAGGCCCAGGAACCCCGGCCGUUGUCGCCCCAGCCCUCCCCGCCCCCUCGAGCCAUGCCGCUUCGGUUUCUGCCUCCGGAGCUGCUGCAGGCCGAUCCGGGCAUCCCAAGACAUCACACCGGCAUCGUGCCCGACCAGCGGCUGCAUGGCCUGGUGGCCCCCGGCAACGAUUCGUUUCGCAACCUCAACGGCCAUCGCUCCGAUGACCAGCUUUCGUUUAACCAGAGCAUGAUAUUCUCUUCAAAUAAGCACAAAUCCAUCUGCAGCGAGUUUAGCCUUGGCUCUAUCGACGCCGACGUGGUCUCUGACUCGAUGGUUGACCCGGCACGCUCGCCAGGCCCAGACACGUCGAUCUAUCAUUCCUUCGAUAACGACGCCGAUCAUGCUUUCGUCCAGACCCAGGCGUCUGUUCCGCCUGGGCCUCGGGCCCUUCCGGUUUCUCCUUACGACUUUCUGCAGCAGCUCAACCCGCGAAUGCUUGCCCAGGGCCUUCGUCCCUCGGGAAAGGACCGCCCUGCUCCCCAAGGCCCGUUCUUGGCAGUCCAGCAGACGUCUCGAUCCGUGCCCUAUGCAGCGCCUUCUGCCGCCCAGGGCCAGCUGCUUCCAUCGCCUCCAAACGAAGACGCCCGCUCGGGUCCAAGUCACAAGCGCAACAGCGCCGUCUUGGGAGCUAUCGAUUCGUCCAUGCAGUUCCGGCCAAUCAACCCAUAUCUCCCGUCCCAUCCGGGGUCGCCGCGCUUGAGCGAUUAUCUCUCUGCUGUACGCGAAGCACAGGAAUCCAGCAAUCUCCACAGGAGCUUCAUCAAGCGGGCAUGAAGGCUGGCGGCCCGCGGUGAGAGGGGCUGUGUGGGUGGUUGGGUGGCUGAUGGUACUGAAAUAAAGCGCGGCCUCGUCCCCUCGACAGCGGGCUUCUUUCGUUCCAUUUCGUCCGC